Diceros bicornis minor is the source of this 1119-nucleotide messenger RNA. RefSeq names its product POU class 2 homeobox associating factor 1 (gene POU2AF1). Gene Ontology annotation, biological process: positive regulation of transcription by RNA polymerase II. Gene Ontology annotation, cellular component: RNA polymerase II transcription regulator complex. Gene Ontology annotation, molecular function: transcription coactivator activity; DNA binding; POU domain binding. The record is from RefSeq and is a predicted model, not a curated record. NCBI's taxonomy places the organism in Eukaryota, Metazoa, Chordata, Mammalia, Perissodactyla, Rhinocerotidae. The coding region runs from base 241 to 1011 and encodes 256 amino acids. The transcript has 5 exons.
UGAGGGUGCGCACAGUGGGGUGACAGGCAGCCUUGCUGAAGAAAAAGUGCACGGAUGCCUGAGGUGGGAGGAUGUGAUGACGCUGUGCCCCCGCGCAGCGGGAACUUAGGCCUUUAAAAAGCCGAGGAAACAGCCUCUGAGCAAGCAGUGGCUACACUGGAGGAAAGCACACCCAGGUCUCACAUUAAAGAAGCCAAACUGUCUGCUUCAAAGAGAAAAGGCAACAUCCUGUCACAGGCCAUGCUCUGGCAAAAACCCACAGCUCCAGAACAAGCCCCGGCCCCACCCCGGCCGUACCAAGGCGUCCGUGUGAAGGAGCCAGUGAAGGAACUACUGAGGAGGAAACGCGGUCAUGCCAGCAGCGGGACAGCAGUUGCACCUACUGCGGUGGUGCUGCCCCACCAGCCCCUGGCGACCUACACCACAGUGGGUCCUUCCUGCCUUGACAUGGAGGUCUCUGCUUCCACAGUGACGGAGGAGGGGGCCCUGUGUGCUGGCUGGCUCUCCCAGCCUGCCCCGGCCACCCUCCAGCCCCUGACCCCAUGGACGCCCUACACUGAGUAUGUGUCCCAUGAAGCUGUCAGCUGCCCCUACUCAGCUGACAUGUAUGUGCAGCCCGUGUGCCCCAGCUACACGGUUGUGGGGCCCUCCUCCGUGCUGACCUAUGCCUCCCAGCCGCUCAUCACUAAUGUCACGACGAGAAGCGCUGCGACGCCCACAGUGGGGCCCCAGCUGGAGGGCCCAGAGCACCAGGCACCCCUCACCUAUUUCCCGUGGCCUCAGCCCCUGUCCACACUGCCCACCUCCACCUUGCAGUACCAGCCUCCGGCCCCAGCCCUGCCCGGGCCCCAGUUUGUCCAGCUGCCUAUCUCUAUCCCUGAGCCAGUCCUUCAGGACAUGGAAGACCCCAGGAGAGCCAUCAAUUCCCUGACCAUCGACAAGCUGCUUUUGGAGGAAGAGGAUAGCGAUGCCUACGCGCUCAACCACACGCUCUCCGUGGAAGGCUUUUAGGGUUGGCUCCCACCUGAGAAUCCUGUUCCCUGAAACUGGGAUUUAAAAAUGAGCCUGGGAUUGAGCCUCUGAUUCAUGUUUGUUUGGAGUAGCCAUUUCAUAACUACA